AUGCAUCUCCAAACCAUCCUUCCCAUCCUAUCCGCCUUAGGAACAUCAGCAUCAGCUGCUAUUACCUCCAAACCAACUCACCUCUGGGCAACCCACUACAACGGCAAUGUCUACUCCUUAACCCUGAAGGACAAUGACCUCUCCAUAUCGCAAACCCUCAACACCUGUGGUGAUAUGCCAAGCUGGUUAACUCUGGACCCGCGCACACGUACCGUUUACUGCUCCGAUGAGAGCGGCACUGCCGAUCCUUCCACCCAUGGUUCCCUGACGGCACUGCAUGUCAAGCCAGACGGCACGCUACGCGAAGGCGCUGUUGCCAAGACUGUCGGUGGAGGUGUGAAUAGUGUUAUCUAUGAGGCCGGUGCGGGGAAGAAGUUCCUUGCAAUUGCGCAUUACGAAGGCUCAGCCAUCUCAACUUUCGCUCUACCAAUCAAACAAGAUCAACCAGAACUACAAUCCUUCCAUUUCAAUUUGACCAGGCCAGGCAAAGUCGCUCAGCAGGACUCGCCACACCCCCACGAAGUCUUCCUUGACCCGACCGGCUCGUUCAUCGUCAGUCCAGACCUGGGCGCGGAUCUGCUGCGCGUGUACGCGAUCGAGGACAAUGGGUCUGGAAAGCUCUCAGAGUGUCCGAGCGUGAACAUUACCUACGGUAGCGGGCCACGACACGGCGUGUUCUGGUCAGAUGGUAGCAACCGGGUUGGGGCUGGGUCGACGCAGUCGCGGAAGACGGCGGCUGUUGGCGAGACCAUGAUGUAUCUUGCUAACGAGAUCGGGGGUACGAUCAUGGUGUUUGAUGUUUCGUAUCCGAGAUCUGGGUGUUUGUCUUUCGAGAAGAAGCAAACGAUGGUGCCCUACCCUGGCGGUGUCAUGCCCAAAGGUGCGACGCCGGCUGGGAUUAAGAGGAUCGGGGAUGACCUUUAUGUUUCAAUCCGAAGUGAUCAAGGGUUCGCCCCAAGUGAUUCGAUCGUUGCGCUUGAUCGGUCGGCGGACGGGUCAGUUGAGUUGCGGGACUCGUCUUCUGCGCUUGGAAAGGUGCCGCGGACUUUUGUGAUUAAUCGGGCUGGAGAUUUGGUUGCUAUUGGGAACCAGGCUACUGCGACGGUUGCAAUUGUGCGCAGGGAUCCGCAGACCGGCAAUCUGGGUGAGGAGGUUGCUACUCUACAAGUUGGCGAGCCUGGGAAGGUCGGGACUGCGGAGGGUCUCAGCAGUGUCAUCUGGGAUGAGUAG
This is a messenger RNA of Penicillium griseofulvum, 1230 nucleotides long. Its product is annotated as lactonase family protein. Gene Ontology annotation, molecular function: protein binding; 6-phosphogluconolactonase activity. The transcript is spliced from 2 exons. Bases 1 to 1230 code for a protein of 409 amino acids. Lineage: Eukaryota; Fungi; Ascomycota; Eurotiomycetes; Eurotiales; Aspergillaceae. The record is from RefSeq and is a predicted model, not a curated record.